Messenger RNA from Monopterus albus (swamp eel), 2207 nucleotides. RefSeq names its product microfibril associated protein 5 (gene mfap5). Gene Ontology annotation, cellular component: microfibril. Gene Ontology annotation, biological process: embryonic eye morphogenesis. The record is from RefSeq and is a predicted model, not a curated record. Bases 31 to 420 code for a protein of 129 amino acids. Lineage: Eukaryota; Metazoa; Chordata; Actinopteri; Synbranchiformes; Synbranchidae. The transcript is spliced from 6 exons.
CGCAAAGCAUACCUCUCACAAGUUGAAGGGAUGGGCAGCCUUCCAGUGGUCCUGCUCCUGUGCAGUUUCCAAGCGCUCACAGCUGUAGUCCAAGCCCAGCAGAUUGAGAUCACUUUCCCACCUCUAACCAGUGUCUUUCCAUCCAACUGUAGGGAGGAGAUGUAUUGUUGCACCAGGUUAUACUCAGUUCACAAGCCCCUCAAGAGAUCUGUUGACGGUCGUUGUAUCUACAGCCUCAUUCGUGUCUACGUGAUCAACAAAGAGAUCUGCACAAGAACAGUGUGCCAACAGGAUGAGUAUUUGCAAGCUGACCUGUGCCGAGAGCUGUCUGGGUGGCCCAAACGUGUUGAGAGGUCAUCUAAUAGGAAACGGUACCGCUAUCGCCGUAGCAACCCCCAGACUUGGGCAAACAAGGCCUGAUGGGCCCAGUGUGGUGAUGUGAUCGCCGGUGGAGAUGGAGCACCUUAGAGACGCAAACUAGGGGUGUUGCCAUAAAACAACCCAUAACACCGUAAAUCCACUGUUCAACACCUGGGGGGGCUCUUGUUUCUCUUGCAUGCACAGACAGGUGCUGAGUUAUAUCUUUGUUUAUAUAUUGUAUGUACUGAUGGACACAGAUCAUGUCUUCCAUGGGUUAUGAUCCAUUUACUGUGGUAAUGGGCCUCUAGCAACACUGAGUCAUUUCAUUGUAGAAAGAAAGACCCACUGUGUUGCAGAUCACAAGGUACCCACUGACAAUCCAGUAUUACAUAUGCACAAUUGUAUCCAAUAAAAUAUAACUACGUUUGUUCACAAGAAGAGGCGCUUAUUGAUUUCUUCUUUUUCAGAGAAAAAAACAACAACAAAUGAAAGCUAUGGUAAUUGAGUGAUAUCUUUGUUUUUCUUUGCAUAUUCAUUUACAUACACAUAUACAGUUUGAAUAACAAGUAACAUCUGGGAGAAAUGCAUCAAGUUUGAACAGUAAACAGUGACAAAUAUCGUUAGGGUUUUCUACACAGUCUUUCUGUCAUCUUGUCACUGCACACCUGUCACGACACAGGUGCAUGUGAGUAUAACAUGAUCCAUGUCUUGGUAUGUAACAACACAACAAAACAGUGUACUGAACGUAAACUGGCUUGGUUUCACAAUCUUGCAUCAGAAGACCAUGAAUGACAUUACAUCUUGACAUGGAACUGAAGUUCACAGUUAAAACUAAUCUGUGCAGUAUGACAUGCUGUGUCUGAGAUGGACAACCUGCUCACCGCAUCAUAAAGAAUUAAGAAGGAGGAGGUCUCUGACGGGAUGGUGCAGAAACACAGACCAAAUCGCUGAUCAGGAGAGUGGUUGUGAACUAUGACUCCCCAUUCACAGCUUUAACAGUUGUGCUGAACAGAAAUGACGUAACAUGGAUUAAAUUGUGGCCGAUUACCCUUGAGGCAAUGAUAAAAAGCACUUGAUGCCUCACUUUUUCACAUUCAACAUUUCUACUUUCUUGUGUUUAUACACCGAUUUGCAGUUAAACCAAUUCUCACAGUGCCCUGGACCCGUCCUUUUUAAACUCUCUUUUCAACAGCUGCAUCUCAAUUUGACUUUUGCUCACUCCAAAUUAGAAUGAAGAGUCACAACAGCCCACUAGAGAGCGGUAGAGAGCACAGCGACUGUGUAAAUCUGUUACAGCUUAACAUCAGUCCUUCAAGUAAAAUCAUUUUGUAGUAAACUUCACAUUAAUCUAAAUUUAAUAUUAGACUAUCCCUGCCUUAAAUGCAGAUUUUGUGCAUUACUAACUACACAGACAGACUGGACUGCCAGUCAGUGCAUAUAGCCAGUCCCUCUGUUGGAGACUUGGAGAAAAAUAACCUAGAGUACAUACAUGUGACAACACUGAAAGCAAUAAUUACAAACUACUGACAAUAUAUACAUUUAAAAUAAAUAUCCUCUGUACAUAAAAUUAACUCAUUGUUAUAUUUCAUCAUCAGAUGUUUCUGAAUACGUCUCCAUCAUAUUUCUAUUAGGUAUACUCUGUGAUAUAUAUUAGCAAAUCAAACACUGUAAGGAGAAGGAAAGGGGCAACAGCAGAAAGGAAACUAGCGAGCUGGACUGGAUAUACAGAAGGACAGGAAAUGGGAUUAUAAAGACUGUGCUGUGAGGUUGGGGUGUAUCUCAAGUUAAGAUCAGAAAAAAAAAAGCCAAAAAAAAAAAUUACAAAAAGUGCAGCAUAAAUAUACAGA